GUCUUUUUUUCACUCUUCCACAAUGAAGUUUGCUCUUGCCCUCGUUGCCUUCGUCGCCCUCUUCGCCUCUGCCCAGGCUGCCUCCGCCAACUGCGCCCUCUGCGAGCUCUCCGUCCGAGAGAUUGUCAACGACCUCGGCCAGAACGCCACCGUCUCCCAGAUCAUUGCCAAGGUUGCCGGCCUCUGCGACGACCUCCCCUCCACCCUCCGCUCCGAGUGCGUUGCCCUUGUUGACGAGUACGGCGCCUCCAUCAUUGCCCUCCUCGCCGCCGACAUCCAGCCCGCUCAGGUUUGCACCCUUCUUGGCCUCUGCACCUCCACCGAGGCCGCCCAGGUCAAGGCCACCUUCAACAUGGUCGGCAAGGGCCCCCUCUGCCCCAUCUGCGAGUUCAUUGUUGCCGAGGUCGAGAAGAAGAUCACCUCCAACUCCACCGAGCAGGAGAUCAUCCACGCCGUCACUGGCAUCUGCACCGAGCUCCCCAAGUCUCUUGAGUCUGCCUGCGACGACUACAUUGACGAGAAGGGCGCCAUGAUCAUCAACCAGCUCGUCAACAAGGUCACCCCCGUCGAGGUUUGCACCCGCCUCCACGAGUGCACUUCCCGUGUCCCCUCGUUCGUCGACCGCCUCACCAACAUCAAGGCCAUCCUUGAGAAGGUCGUCAAGGCCUAAAGCGCCAGCCAAUUGUGUAGCUUUGAGUGGUUGCUGAUGGUUUGAUUGGAUUUUCUUGCUUUAUUGUUUUCGUUCUUUCGCUGAGCCAAACGCGAGGAGUGAAACAUGGGGGAAUGCACCAGUCAGACCAACCAGCUGCUCAUUGUCAAAAAAAAAAGGCGCCGGCGCUGUGUCUUCACAAUACACUUGAUUUUUGUUUCUGA
This is a messenger RNA of Capsaspora owczarzaki ATCC 30864, 873 nucleotides long. RefSeq names its product SapB domain-containing protein. Bases 23 to 670 code for a protein of 215 amino acids. The transcript has 2 exons. The record is from RefSeq and is a predicted model, not a curated record. Gene Ontology annotation, biological process: sphingolipid metabolic process. Lineage: Eukaryota; Filasterea; Ministeriida; Capsasporidae. Gene Ontology annotation, cellular component: lysosome.